Molecule: messenger RNA, 726 nt
Organism: Drosophila eugracilis
Lineage: Eukaryota; Metazoa; Arthropoda; Insecta; Diptera; Drosophilidae
Exons: 1
Coding region: 110-706 (198 amino acids)
Source: RefSeq, a predicted model, not a curated record
UCAACAGUAUUAGACUUGAAGUAGCAUUAACUUCAGUGGAAAAUUUCAGUUCAGAGCUCAAAAGGCUUUCCUGGCGGUUCUUAAAGAUUCAGGCCAAGAAACUCUUCUGAUGGCUCGUCUUACGGCUUUGAGCAUGGCGGUAGUGCUCCACUCGGUGCUGGGCAUUUCGUAUUACUACUACUUCCGCGGAUCACCCGAAUCUGCUGCUCCUGCCUUGGGCGCCUGGCUCUUCUCGGCCUGCAUUGUUGCCUUGCUCCAGGCGGUAAGGAUCUUUCCCAGCACUGUGCCCGCCGAUCAGCGGUUUAGAGGUAGGAAUAUUAAUAAUCGGGCCAUCCAGCCGUCCUGGGCAGCGCUCUUCCUGGAAACGGGCAUCUGCUGUUUGGUGCUCGAUGUAACUCUGACCAAAUUAUGGCAUCGAAUUGAGUCCCUCUGCCAGUGUGCCACUGUGGGCGUCCUCCAGGCAUUGGCCGUCGAGGAGCAAACUUUCCUGGCCUACGAGUACUGGACUGUGGGCCUGACCACUGGCCUGAUCGGGGCAUGCCUCCUCUGGCUCACACUCUGGGCCACCGCGUUGCCGACGAAGCUUCAUUGUCGCCUGCUGGACUGGCGGCGCUCCUUUCAUCGCCACUGCAACUCGAUGCUCUUUGGGCCGGGCACUCCAAUGCCGGCACAAGCGCAGGAAAGCGCCCAGAGCUUCGUCUCCUGAACGGAAAUAGAAGAAAAAUA